Tachysurus fulvidraco (yellow catfish) is the source of this 4456-nucleotide messenger RNA. RefSeq names its product consortin, connexin sorting protein a (gene cnsta). Gene Ontology annotation, molecular function: connexin binding. Gene Ontology annotation, cellular component: transport vesicle; plasma membrane; trans-Golgi network. The coding region runs from base 185 to 1867 and encodes 560 amino acids. The transcript is spliced from 11 exons. Gene Ontology annotation, biological process: positive regulation of Golgi to plasma membrane protein transport. The record is from RefSeq and is a predicted model, not a curated record. NCBI's taxonomy places the organism in Eukaryota, Metazoa, Chordata, Actinopteri, Siluriformes, Bagridae.
UCCGGGUUCGUUCGUGACGUCAUCACUGGGAAAACGUUCCCGGAUGGAUGUAAGGAAGCGCGAUGCACAGCUGCAGAAAUAAACACAGCGGUUAAAUGUGUGUUAGUAACGUAGUGUGUUGGGUCAAAUCUCACCGGGAGCCACAAAUCUGUGCUCUUUGUGUGUGAAUUUGUGUGUGUUACUUAUGAACGAGGGACAGUGGUUAGGUGUCUCAGACCUGCACAACGGAGUGAGUUCCACCAGAGUUCCAGACCAGAACCAGAACAGAACGUUUCGAAUGCUGGAGGAGGAGGAGGAGGAGGUGCAGGGAGGACACGCCCAUCUCCAUCACAACCUCCACCGUGACUUCACAAACAACAAUGGAGCAGGAGAAGAAGAAGAAGAGGAAGAGGAAGAAGAUGGAGGUUCCAAAUUGGAGGAAGAGGAUGAGGAAAUGGAGAGUACCAGUGGAGCCUGUUCUCCUGAACUGAUACGAGAUUCUUCAUCACUGAGCUGCAGUCCCUCAGUGUGUGAAGGUCCUCUGAGUCCUGAGGAAAUCCCAGUUGGUGUUUUCUCUCCUCCUGAUCUAAGUCACUGCAUCUCUGAGACUCUGCGUGUGUUAGAGGACAGAGGAGACGACACUGCACUGCCACUCCGCCUCCAUCAGAUCGCUGAGUGUCUGGUGCAGGAGGACGACUAUGAGAGAGCCCUGCACUUCCUCCAGCUGGAGAGAGUGUACCAUGAGAGAGUGCUGUCUAACAUCGCCACCCUGCAGGAGACAUGGGAGAGCAGGUGGAGGUGUAGUAGGUCUGUAGAUACGUCUCGUCUUCAUGGGGAUCUGAAUUCAGAACAUCUGGACAAACUGAAACACAUCUGCAUGACUCACAGACAACCAUCAUGGAGCUCAGACACGUGUGAGCUGGUACACAGGAUCAGUGUGAACGGUGAGAGCUGUGGAGAGAACAUCAUGUCAGAAUCUCCAUGCAGUGACAAGUCGGGGAUGUCGGCGCAGGACGAUGUUUCUCCCAGUGAAAGUGACCCUGCCUGUUUGGUCCAGCAGAGGCAGCCUACACAUGUGUGUGACAUCACGUCCAUUACACACACCGUCUCUCCCCAAACCACACCCACAUCAGUAAUGGCAGAAAGCAUCAGAGAGGAAGUCAAGAAACAGAGUGAGAGAGAAGAAGUGAGUGAGGGAAAGGAAGAACAAGAGAUGGAGGGGACGUGUCAAGAGGUUGGAAAAAAAGCUGAGCCUGGAGGAAGUGGAAAGGAGGUGGAGCCUGGAGGAGGCAAGAUGGAGGUGAAGCGUGAAAGACGUGGGAUAGAGGUGGAGCCUGUUGAAUCUGACCCAUGGAAAGAAGAGGUGAUAAAAGGAGGAGUGGAAAAGGUGUCUCACACUGAACUGGAUGCAGGAGCAGAGGAACAGGAAGAGGAACAGGAAGAGGAAGUAAAUGAAGCUCUGGAGCUAGAGGAGGAGCUUCAGAAGCCAGAGGAUGCCAUGUUGGAUUUUCUCGCCAAACGCAUUCAGGUGGAGGAGAUCACACCUGCCUCAGGCCUCGUCUCCAUCCUGAAGAGAAGAGUGUGUGAUGGAGGAGACGACAUUUUCUCCACCAACAAACCAGUGACUAAACGCAGAGUUCACUUCCACGUUCCUGAGGACAGCCUGGAGCAAGAUGAGGUGGGUGGAGACUCCUGGCUCCUCUUGCUCCUUUUGUGCUUGGUUACCAUGGUGAUCAGUGUGGGUGGCACUGCCCUGUACUGUACAUUCAGUGAUGCCCAGUCCAAUGUGUGUACAGACUUUUCACACAAUAUCAAUUUCUACAUGGGGAAGGUGCAGCGCAGCGUAGACGACAUCACACACUUCUUCUCCUCCUCCUCUAGCUCAUAAAAUAUAUCGCUCCAUCUCUCUCUCGCUCUCUUUAUGUCCAUCCCUCUAUUUCUAAAUCUGUAUGUCUCUCUUUACCUCUGCCCUGUCUCUCCAUCACUGUCUCUGGAACAGACAGAAUAAGAGUGCUGACUGGAAUAUCGGUUGUUGAUGAUGUCACAACUCUGUGCUGGUGUUGAUGAUGUCACAACUCUGUGCUGGUGUUGAUGAUGUCACAACUCUGUGCUGGUGUUGAUGAUGUCACAACUCUGUACUGGUGUUGAUGAUGUCACAACUCUGUACUGGUGUUGAUGAUGUCACAACUCUGUACUGGUGUUGAUGAUGUCACAACUCUGUGCUGGUGUUGAUGAUGUCACAACUCUGUACUGGUGUUGAUGAUGUCACAACUCUGUGCUGGUGUUGAUGAUGUCACAACUCUGUACUGGUGUUGAUGACGUCACAACUCUGUACUGGUGUUGAUGACGUCACAUUAUUUUCAGAGGCAGCAUUUCAUUUCAAACCUGCUUUUUAAACUUGGUUAAUUUAGUGCUAAUUGUGAGCGGGUAAGUUGUAUUUCUGCAUUUUUUACCUUAGCAGUACAGAACGUGUCAUAGCAGUCCUUUUUGCUUCUUAGCAUAACACUUUUUUUAAAAUACAAUUAUUUGUUCAUCUAUCAUUAGAUCUUGCUACCAAUCUUGGCUAGUUAUAUAAUGACACACACAGCCGUAAUGUUGGCUAAAUAAAAAUCGUUAGCUGGCUAACGUUAGCCCAGUGUUAGCUGUUAUGCUGUGUAUCUACAUUGUUACUAUCUAGCCAAAGAUGGUCAGUAGUGAUGAUGUCAUACUAUCAAGUUUUGUGAUUGGUUAAUUGAAUUGAAGUUAAGCUCCACCCAUUUAUCACUAAACAUGUCUGAAAUAAUGAGUCUUAACAUAUUAGUUAUAGCAACUUCAGUUUUUCACCUUGAUCACAAUGGAGAAAGUGAAAUAAUCAGGUAUAAAUUGUUAUUUGUGUCAGAUUUAAGUGGUUAGGUUUAAAAUGUUGUAAGGGAUAAAGCAAUAUGUAGUACAGAAUGUUUUCAUGUAAAGAACUGAUGUGGAAAGACAAUUCAGCUGCGUCCCAAAUCACAAAACAUUGUGAGUAUAAAAGUGAAGAGUCGUGUGAGUCACAGGAGAUGAUGAGGAAGACUUCAGGAAGCCGGAUGAUGCAGUUCUUCACUCAGAUAAACCAGGUGUGAAUGAUGGACACUUCAUGCACGCGACACUCACAGCGUUGCUUAUGUAGCAGAUGUAUGGUGGUGCGAUCAGGUGGAUGAGACAACAUUUUGGACAAGACAUCUUUUUGCUGUCUUUCUUCCCAACACUGUGAUUUACUUUUCAUCGCUAUAAACUGAGUGGAUCCUGAAUGUGUUAGUGCUUCGGUCAAGACAUUGUUACGCUUCUAAUAUUCACACAAUCCACAAGAGAAUGCAGAGGACUGUCUAUGAACAAUGUGUCAAACGUCAUUUGGGACGCAGCUUGUGUGUGUGUCUGUGUGUGUGUGUGUGUGUGUGUGUCUGUCUGUCUGUGUGUGUGUCUGUCUGUCUGUGUGUGUGUGUGUGUCUGUCUGUUUGCGUGUCUGUGUCUGUCUGUGUGUGUGUCUGUGUGUGUGCGUGUCUGUGUGCGUGUGUCUGUGUGCGUGUGUCUGUGUGUGUGUCUGUCUGUGUGUGUGCGUGUGUCUGUCUGUGUGUGUGUGUGUCUGUGUGUGUGCGUGUGUCUGUGUGUGUCUGUCUGUGUGUGUCUGUCUGUGUGUGUCUGUCUGUGUGUGUGUCUGUCUGUGUGUGUCUGUGUGUGUGUGUGUUUGUGGUACAGUUUUAAAUCUCUGAGCACAGAGCACACACAAUGUCUUAAAUCUUUGCUGGUUUCCUUUCCAAUAGAUCUGAUGAUAUUUGUGAUUAUUGUUUGUGAGUUUUUGUCGUCUGGCUGGUUCAGGCAACCGUGUUUUCACUAUUUAUUUUAAUGUUGGAUAUGAAUUUAUUCAUUUGUCUGUUUCACUUGCUCAGAUUUAAAUAUAAAUGAUAAUUUCUGUUUAAAAGAUUAAUUUUACACUGAAUUCUGAUUUUAAUGUAAAGUGUAAAUGUUAUUUUAUCCUAAUAAGAGUCCCGUUUCCUCAGAGCUCAGACACGCAGCAGGGCAAAGCUCCACUCUGAUUGGCUGCUAGACUCUGCCUGGUAACCAAUCAGAGGGCUCUGCCUUAAUGUAUGCGUGAGUGUCUGCUGUACUGGGCAUUAGUGUGUAGAAGUUGUGUGUUUUUCCUAUCAUUAGUUAUUAAGUGCUCACAACUGCACUGUGUUUAUUACUGUAUAUCUACAUACUUUACUCAAAAUGAUCAGAAGAAUAUUAAUGAGAGAAUAUUUAAAUAAUAUAUAAUUUAAAUAAUCCUACUCCAACACUUAUUAAGCUUCUCUGUGUUCAGUGUUUUAUUUUUAUUAUAUUUAUUAUUGAAAUUUUUCUUCGGUCUGGGUUUAAGUUCUUUAUGUGAUUUAUUUUCCCUCCUUUUGGUUUAUAUUUAUAAGCUGAAACAUGAUGAGAAGAAACACACAGUUCUUAAUAAAUCACUUUUACUGUCAGGAGUGAA